Messenger RNA from Paramecium sonneborni, 712 nucleotides. NCBI's taxonomy places the organism in Eukaryota, Ciliophora, Oligohymenophorea, Peniculida, Parameciidae. The record is from the annotation of a GenBank genome assembly.
AUGAAAAAGAUUUCUCUUGUUCUUAAUAACACAACCUUCUAAUAAUUUCAAUUUUGCUUAAUCCAAAUAAAACUAGAGAAUGGAGAUUCCUUUGCCAAUAAUGCUUAGCAUAUGGAGAAUAUGAUUGACAAGUGUUAGGAUUACAGAAAACUAUUGAAUUAAUUUAACAAUAAUAGACAGAGAAGUUCAAAUUAGUACAAGGAAUAAUUAAUCAACCUAUUAAAACAAUUCAAAAGUUAUUUUUGAAUAAGUUUAAAAAUUGAAAUCAAAAGUCUUUGAGUAAUUUGAGGAAUUGAUAAAUCUAAUAAAUGAUUGGAUUUCUGUUCUAUAAGAAAAAGAAGCAAUCUAUUCUAAAUUUAGUUUCUACAAAGAGUUAGAAAAUUUACUAUCCAAUCCUAAAGAAAAAAUACAAUAAUUGGAGUAAGAAAUUUAGAUAGUUAAUUAUUGUUAUAAUUACAAGGUUUUUAAUAAAAUAAAAUAUUUUAAUCAGUUUUAAGAAUGUGAGAGUUAUUUCUAACACUUAAAAAUUUUAGAAUAAGAUAAUUAACAAUCUAAUUAGGAUUUAUAAAAUUUAGAAUAACAAAUCCUCAAACAGUCAAAAAUAAAACUCAAAUAAAAAAUAUAAAAAUAGGAAGGUGAAAUCAACUUUAAUUUAAUUGAUUAAUCUGUUGAUGUGAUGCAAUUGCUUUUAAUUCUUCUGGGACAAUUAUGA